Messenger RNA from Sitodiplosis mosellana (orange wheat blossom midge), 962 nucleotides. RefSeq names its product protein CWC15 homolog (gene c12.1). NCBI's taxonomy places the organism in Eukaryota, Metazoa, Arthropoda, Insecta, Diptera, Cecidomyiidae. The transcript has 2 exons. Gene Ontology annotation, cellular component: catalytic step 2 spliceosome. Bases 126 to 812 code for a protein of 228 amino acids. The record is from RefSeq and is a predicted model, not a curated record. Gene Ontology annotation, biological process: mRNA cis splicing, via spliceosome. Gene Ontology annotation, molecular function: RNA binding.
UUCACUUUCAUUAUUUUUAUUGUGCGUGUUAAAUCGUAUUCCAGAGAAAUUGCAAACACAAAGAGAGAAAAUAACAUAAAAUUAUAUUUCAAAUUGAUUCCUCGCGAAUUGCAAACAAUUGAACGAUGACUACUGCCGCUCGUCCAACAUUCGAUCCAGCUCGGGGUGGUUCCGGAAGAGGUGAAAAGGAUUUAAGUGCCCUUUCGAAGCAAUAUUCCAGCCGUGAUUUGCCAGGCCAUACCAAACUCAAAUACAGAGAGCAUGGCCAAGGAACAUCAGAAGAGCUCCGCCAACGUGAUUUCCGUAAAGAAUUGGAAGACCGUGAAGCCAAAUCAAGUGGCAGUAGCAGUAAAUCCAUUCCAGCUGGUGUUCGUCGUGCAAUCGAAGCUUCAGCACCGUCUAAGAAACCAAAAUUGGAUCAUGUUUCAGCCGCAAAUUUAGAUCAAGACGAUCCGAUCGACGAGGACUCUUCGUCAUCCGAUGAUGAUUCGGACGAUGACACCGCCGCAUUGCUCGAAGAAUUGAACAAAAUCAAACGCGAACGUGCCCAAGAAGCGGAGAAAAAGGAUUUGGAGAAGAAACAAGAAGAUGAACGAAUUCGAAUGGAAAACAUUCUGUCGGGCAAUCCACUGUUGAAUUACUCAAGCGGUAAGGCUGUCACAGCAGACAUGAAGGUUAAACGUCGUUGGGAUGAUGACGUUGUGUUCAAGAAUUGCGCUCGUACUGAACCCGAUAAAAAAGGACCAGCCUUUGUUAAUGAUUCGCUUCGCUCUGAAUUUCACAAAAAAUUCAUGGAAAAGUACAUUAAGUAAUUUCGUUUGGAUUAAGACACUGAAGAAAAUGGUUUUUUUUAUGUUAGGCUUGAAUCCAACUUGUAAUAAUAUCGUAUCAUUCAAAGACUACACCCUGAUUUAAAUAAAUGUAAACAAAAUAAAGUAUAUUAUCGAUACCACGAGAGAGAA